Molecule: messenger RNA, 513 nt
Organism: Nicotiana attenuata
Lineage: Eukaryota; Viridiplantae; Streptophyta; Magnoliopsida; Solanales; Solanaceae
Exons: 1
Coding region: 1-513 (170 amino acids)
Source: RefSeq, a predicted model, not a curated record
AUGUCAGACAAAGCAAACGAAGGAGCUGAUACAAAAUUCGAAAUGAGCAAUGCCAAGGCACUUGGGACUCCCAUGAGUCCAGCUACAUCUCGUGACAAAAAUGAGGAAGGAAAACCAGUGGAUGAAUCAAAAUAUCGUGGAAUGAUUGGAUCUCUAUUUUAUUUAACUUCUAAUCGUCCUGACAUAGUCUUUAGUGUAUGCAGAUGUACUAGGUUCCAAGCAACUCCCAAGGAGUCAUAUUUAACAAUUGUGAAACAAAUUAUUAGAUAUCUUAUUGGAACUACAUCACAUGGAUUAUGGUAUCCACGUCUUAAUAAUUUUAAGCUUAAAGGUUUUCAAACGCAAAUCUUUCAGGAGAUAAAGAUGACAAGAAAAGCACAAGUGGAACUUGUCAACUACUUAAAAAAUUGCUUAUUUCCUGGAACAUUAAGAAACAUGGAUCAGUUGCAUUAUCUACAAAUGAAGCUAAAUACAUUGCCAUUGGACAAUGAUGUGGUCAACUACUUUGGAUGA